CGGGGCCUGCGGACUCCAUGGCGCCAGCGGCGUCCGUCUGAGUAGCGGGGGCGGAUCCGGCCGCGGCUUCUCUUCGCCAUGGGAGACGUGCUGUCCACACACCUGGAUGACGCGCGGCGCCAGCACAUCGCAGAGAAAACUGAGAAGAUCCUGAGAGAGUUCCUCCGUUUCUACGAGGACCAAUAUGGCGUCUCCCUCUUCAACAGCAUGCGCCAUGAGAUCGAGGGCACCGGUCCACCACAGGCUCAGCUGCUCUGGCGCAAGGUGCCCCUGGAUGAACGCAUCAUCUUCUCUGGGAACCUUUUCCAGUACCAGGAGGACAAUAAGAAGUGGAGGAAUCGCUUCAGCCUGGUGCCCCACAACUAUGGGCUGGUGCUGUACGAGAACAAAGUGGCCUAUGAGCGGCAGAUGCCACCCAGAGCCGUCAUUAACAGUGCAGGCUACAAAGUUCUCACCUCUGUAGACCAGUACCUGGAGCUUGUUGGCAAUUCCCUACCGGGGACCACAUCGAAAUCGGGCUCCACCCCCAUCCUUAAGUGCCCCACGCAGUUCCCGCUCAUCCUGUGGCAUCCUUAUGCCCGUCACUACUACUUCUGCAUGAUGACGGAAGCUGAACAGGACAAAUGGCAGGCCGUGCUUCAGGAUUGCGUCCGACACUGCAACAAUGGGAUCCCUGAGAACUCGAAGGUGGAAGGCCCUGCAUUUACCGAUGCCAUCCGCAUGUACCGCCAGUCGAAGGAGCAGUACGGCACCUGGGAAAUGCUGUGUGGGAAUGAGGUGCAGAUCCUAAGCAACCUGGUGAUGGAGGAGCUGGGCCCAGCGCUGAAGGCAGAGCUUGGCCCACGGCUAAAGGGGAAGCCACAAGAGCGACAGCGACAGUGGAUCCAGAUCUCCGAUGCCGUAUACCGCCUGGUGUUUGAGCAGGCCAAGGCGCACUUUGAGGAGGUGCUCUCUAAGCUGCAGUUGGCCCGGCCAGCCAUGGAGGCAGUCAUCCGCACUGACAUGGACCAGAUCAUCACCUCCAAGGAGCACCUGGCCAGCAAGAUCCGGGCCUUCAUCCUUCCCAAGGCGGAGGUGUGCGUGAGGAACCACGUCCAGCCCUACAUCCCAUCCAUCCUAGAGGCCCUGAUGGUGCCCACCAGCCAGGGCUUCACUGAGGUGCGGGAUGUCUUCUUCAAAGAAGUCACAGACAUGAAUCUGAACGUGAUCAACGAGGGGGGCAUUGACAAGUUGGGCGAGUACAUGGAGAAGCUGUCUCAGCUGGCCUACCACCCCCUGAAGAUGCAGAGCUGUUACGAGAAGAUGCAGCCUCUGCGGCUGGAUGGGCUGCAGCAGCGCUUUGACGUGUCUAGCACAUCUGUGUUCAAGCAGCGAGCCCAGAUCCACAUGCGAGAGCAAAUGGACAAUGCUGUGUACACCUUCGAAACCCUCCUGCACCAGGAGCUGGGGAAGGGGCCUACCAAGGAGGAUCUGUGCAAGUCCAUCCAGCGGAUUCUGGAGCGGGUGCUGAAGAAAUACGACUACGACAGCAGUUCUGUGCGCAAGAGGUUCUUCCGGGAGGCGCUGUUGCAGAUCACCAUUCCCUUUCUGCUCAAAAAGCUGGCCCCCACCUGCAAGUCGGAGUUGCCACGCUUCCAGGAACUGAUCUUUGAGGACUUCGCCAGGUUCAUCUUGGUGGAGAACACAUACGAGGAGGUGGUGCUGCAGACGGUCAUGAAGGACAUCCUGCAGGCUGUGAAGGAGGCCGCCGUGCAGCGUAAACAUAACCUCUACCGGGACAGCAUGGUUCUGCAUAACAGUGACCCCAAUCUACACCUGCUGGCCGAGGGUGCACCCAUUGACUGGGGCGAACAGUAUGGUGACAGCGGUGAUGGCAGCGACAGUGGGGGCAGCCCCAGCCCCUGCCCUUCUGAAGCAGCCAACCUCACAGAAAAGCGCAGGCGUGCCAAGCAGGUGGUGUCCGUGGUCCAGGACGAGGAGUCAGGGCUGCCCUUUGAGGCUGGUUCUGAACCGCCUUCCCCUGCAUCCCCGGACAGUGUCACUGAGCUCCGAGGUCUGCUGGCCCAGGAUCUGCGGGCUGAGAGCCCCCCACCGGCCAGCCCCCUUCUCAAUGGGGCCCCCGUCCAGGAGAGCCCCCAGCCCACGGCAGUCCUUGAGGCCUCCUCACCGCCAGCCUCGCCCCUUGGGCAUCUCCCACCUGGAAAGGGUAUGGACAUUGAGACCCCGAAGCCCAGUGACCAAGAGACCGGGGAGCAGGUGUCCAGCCCUGGUGGCCGUCCUCCCAUCCACACCACCACUGAGGACAGCGCAGGUGUGCAGACAGAGUUCUAGGCAUUGCCUCCAGGCUUCUGUUGGACACCGCACUGGGCCGCUUCUCCUUGGGCACUGUAGCCUCAUCUCUGGGGAAGGGUACCCCAGCCUGUGCCUUGUGGGGGAGGUGGCUGGGGUGGUGUGGCACCUUCAGGGGUCUGGCUUACCCAAGUCACCCUAUGGGGUUCAAUAUACCUGUUACUGCCCUGUUUUCUGUGGGCUGGUCUCCAA
Peromyscus eremicus (cactus mouse) is the source of this 2541-nucleotide messenger RNA. It is a transcript of the gene Niban2, whose product is annotated as niban apoptosis regulator 2. The record is from RefSeq and is a predicted model, not a curated record. The coding region runs from base 79 to 2331 and encodes 750 amino acids. The transcript is spliced from 14 exons. NCBI's taxonomy places the organism in Eukaryota, Metazoa, Chordata, Mammalia, Rodentia, Cricetidae.